Oryza brachyantha (malo sina) is the source of this 1684-nucleotide messenger RNA. RefSeq lists its product as uncharacterized. Lineage: Eukaryota; Viridiplantae; Streptophyta; Magnoliopsida; Poales; Poaceae. The record is from RefSeq and is a predicted model, not a curated record. The transcript has 4 exons. The coding region runs from base 115 to 1308 and encodes 397 amino acids.
CGUUGCGAGCUAAAGGAGCAGCACUAGUCUUCUUCUUCCUCCUCUUGCUGGUUCGAGAUUCCACUUGUUCAGCUCGCUUUUGGUUGCGAUCUUGAUUGGGUCGGGCCGUCGGGGAUGCACCAGAUAGGGAGCGGGAUGUAUGUGUCCGGGCCGGCGCCGGACAGGAGGAAGGAGCGGCGGCUGUCGUCGGGGUCGGUGGCGACGCCGCCGUACACCGGCGGGGAUCUGUCGAGGUCGGGGGAGCUCGGCCGGAUGUUCGACAUCGGCGCGACGCUGUCGCAGGCGCCGUCGCCGGCGUCGUCGCGCCGGAGCUCGGGGCCGCUGCCCAGGCCCCUGCCGUCGCCGGCGUCCGGCCCGCUGUCGCAGCUGUCCCACUCGGGGCUGCUCGUCGGGCCGUCGCCGCCCCCGGCGCAGUCGCCGGCGCCGUCGGGGUCGUGGAGGAAGGCGUCGAGCAGGAUGCGCGCCGCGGGGCAGGAGGAGGCCGCGCCGGCCGUGGCGCGCGGGAGGGCGACGCUCGGCGUGUCGGUCGCGUGCUACGUGCUGGUGAGCGUGGCCGCCACGGCCGGCGUCGGCGCCGGCGUGUUCUUCCUCGUGGCGUGGCGCCGGUGGGAGGUGCUCGCGGCGGCGGGCGGCGCGGUGGCAGCCGUCGUGGCGGCGUUCGCCUGGAACGUGCGCCGGCGCGACGCGGAGGCCGAGAGGUUCUUCCGGCGGUUACCCGACACGGUGUUCGAUCAGAGCGACAUGCCCAUCGGCGAGGUCGUCAAGAUCACCGGGCAAAUCACCUGCGGCCACACCCCUCUGGGAGCCCGGUUCCACGACGCGGCCCGGUGCGUCUUCGCGACGACGCAGCUGCACGAGCGCCAUGGAUGUUGCUUCCGGUGGCAACCGAGGCACUCCGAGGCGCGGGCGGCGAACUUCUACAUCUCCGACAGGAACAGCGGGAGGAGGUUCUACGUGCGAGCCGGCGAGGGUGGCAAGGUCACCAGCUGGGUGAUGAUCAGGGAGAGAACGAUCAGCCUAGACGGCGAGAAGAAGAAGGGUGCGUCGAGCAGCCUCAGGAGCUGGAUGGACAGCAAUGGCGUGUCGUGCGACGGCCCUGUGCGUGUGAAAGAAGGGUUUAUCAGAGAGGGGGACACUGCCAGUGUGAUUGGUGUCCUGAAGAAGCACCACGCCUUCGACAUCAUCGACGCAGCGUCCGGCGCGGUGACCACUGGCUGGCAGCCAAGGAGGUGCAUGUUUCCCGUCCUCGUCGAGGGGUUAAUAUUGGUCGGAGACGAAGACCCUGAUGAAGACGUGUACAUGGUCUGACGAACUCUGAAUUUCCUAUGCUUCCUUUGCAAAACUGCAUGCAUAGACUGACCGCCAUGGUUUUUCUAGUCUCUACACUCGUACUUAGUUACUCUGCAUCUCAGUAAAGUUACUAGUGUUCUUCUCAUGUUUUUUAUAGUGAAAGUGAAAGAGGAUGUUUUAGUUCCUCCGAUAUUAGUUACUCGGUGUAAAUUAAAUUGAUACAUAUAGGAUAUAGCACAACCAUUAAAAACGUACAUGUUCAUUUGAUAAUUCAGUGAUAGGAGGAUGAUUAAAUAAUAUGAGAAAUGUAAAUAUGUUACUUUCGCUUCUUAUACCUCCCAUCAUUUUUUGGUGAGUUAGGUAUAGGAUUCACAUUCUAAACAGGAAAUAUAAU